CUCAUCCCUCUCGUCCGCAACCUUGCAUCAACAACUACACUCUCCGAAAAUAAAUAGACAUAAUAUAAGCUGACAAGAGCUAAAAGAUGAAAAAAUCUGAUCUGAUGAAAAGAAAUCUCAUGACCCUAUAAUUAAGUACUCCAUAAUAAUAAUAUAUAUAUAUAUAUAUAUUAGUCCCAAGCUCCCAGUCCCCGUGACUCCUGGAAGCUGCAAGUUCCAUCAAGAAGGCAAAGACUAUCCAGCACACAUAAGUAUAACUAUACUAUACAUAUUAGGUGCCUAAUAACUUUUGAUGCGAGAGUUGCGUUGCGAGUCUCUCGAGAGCAGACAGUGCAGCGCGGCGCUGCUCCUUAUCUCUUUCAUUUUCAUCAUCUUUCUGCUUCUUCGUCUUCGUUUCCAUCGUCGUGCGUCGUGCGCGUGUUCAUUUCAUUGUAUAUUUAUCAGUUGCGAAGAAGGAUUGCAGGCGGCCUCUCUUAUCCAACCUCAUGGUUUGUUGAAACUUGAAAGCUUUAUACAAUCAGUUCUCGAAGAGAGACACGCAAAGUGCUAACAAUUAGCACAUCCAAAGGACAAGACAUUGUGUUUUUAUUAAAAUAUUAUAUAGCAGCUAGAGCAGAAGGUCCGGGAGUAUAUAGAACUCAGCUGGGGGUCGACCGACAGCAUCAUUAUAUUUCUCGUAUUCCAAAUCACAUCAUGUACACGGUCUCCAAGGGCCCGAGCAAGAUCGUCGCCAAGACACGACGAGGAAUAAACCAGAAUCUUGAAAGAUUAGAAAACUUGAGAGACUUAACACGUAAAAGUGAUCCUGAAGAAGAUAUUUCUGAAGAGGAUAAGGCCAACAUGAAUGUACCAAAACCAGUUUUUUAUACAAAUGGAAAACUAAAACCAAAUUCACAAAGGCACAGACAAAGACAAGAAGCCAUUACACCUCAACACGAGGAACUAAUUAGAUUUGUUUGCGAUUCUUGGAAUCAAAUAAAUGACCGACAAAAGUGCUCAUCUUCAGAUGAUUCUGAUGAAUCAUCCUCCAAUGAAACAAUAGUUUAUUACAAUAGUGGAGAACCAAACCAUUUAUUACAAGAUUUCAAACCAUUUGAUCUAGAAUCUUGGUGGGGUAAGAGAUUGUUCAACAAUAUCACAAAAUCCUUGUGAAUAUUCAAGCUCUGGAAAAUGGUAUCCCCUAUCAGAGAAGCUGUGCUCGAUCCACACAUGACGUGCAUUUUUUUCGAACGCGCUCGCGCCAUAACUGUCGUACAGAACUCGCAGAGCCGUGUCGAUGAGAGAAGACAUAAAAAAAAGAAAGAAAUAGUAAAUAAUCUCUCACGCCUGAUAAAUACGUCAGUCGUGAAGGUUGCUACGAGCAAUCGAGUAGACAACAAUAGAAGCAAUGCAUCAACGAAAAGUCGGGAAAAAAAUAGUGUGCUGUGCGCGCGUGUCAAGUCUAGACAAACUUAAACGCGGAAAAACAUGGAAAUAGCAUAUGUAACUGUUGGGAACGAAGAUAUUGUGCUUCAAGGGCUGCAUAUAUAUGUGCGUGAAAAUGCGCCACGUUGUUUAAUUUUCCGAUUCUUUAUAAUGCAAUCUGCGUUUAAGUGGAUGCUAGAAUCCCAUUUUGCUUGCUUCACUCGAGCAAUUAUUCUUGGCAUUCAGUAAAAAAAUCUCAUUUUCACUUUUAUAAAAAAGAUAAAAAUCGUUUUUGUUGAAUUUUACAAAUCUAACAAAAAAGUGGGAAUGACAUUGCAUGUAUGAUCAUUAUUUUUUUGUAAAAACUAAAGAAAGACUGAUUGUUCGAGUGACUUUUGAAAAAAUUCAGAAAGCUGGCAACAUUUAUGUAAAAUAAAUCGCCUGUUUCCUGUUAGACUGAUACACUUAAGACGCUUGUUAAAAAAAAAAAAAAAAAAAAAAAGAAACACAUGUGCGCAAUUUUGUAAUACAUAAUACAUGAUUAUGGAUCACUAAUAACAACCUAUAAAUUGCGGUGAUCCUCCGCAUCCUUAUACGUGCGCCGAAAAAGAAUACAUGAGAGCUCAUCACACAUCUAUACAAAAAGGCAUUAGUACCAACGAUUGCUUUUUUCGUCAUCCUUGUAUGAUCUUCGUUUUUGUUCCCAUGGUACUUUUACACACUUGAAAAUAGUCCCCUCCCCUUGAAAUGCAAGUUAAAAAUGAAUGGCGCGUAGUCAAAGCGUAGUGCAAUAUGUAACUGGCGUAUUGUUGCCGAAUGUUGCUAGAUAUAUA
Messenger RNA from Copidosoma floridanum, 2237 nucleotides. Its product is annotated as MAPK regulated corepressor interacting protein 2. NCBI's taxonomy places the organism in Eukaryota, Metazoa, Arthropoda, Insecta, Hymenoptera, Encyrtidae. The record is from RefSeq and is a predicted model, not a curated record.